Lodderomyces oxycetoniae is the source of this 1017-nucleotide messenger RNA. RefSeq lists its product as uncharacterized. The transcript has a single exon. Gene Ontology annotation, biological process: phospholipid metabolic process. Gene Ontology annotation, molecular function: phosphatidate phosphatase activity. Bases 1 to 1017 code for a protein of 338 amino acids. NCBI's taxonomy places the organism in Eukaryota, Fungi, Ascomycota, Pichiomycetes, Serinales, Debaryomycetaceae. The record is from RefSeq and is a predicted model, not a curated record.
AUGGUUAGAGAUUGGGCGAUAAGAUUCAAAGCGAUUCAGCUCUCAGGGCUAUCGACGAUUUCGUAUGUUUUUGAUUUUGUAUUUUAUUCAACAAUCUUAGCUCUCUCUGUACUGCUAGGACGAAUUAUUCCUCCGAGAUUUCAUGAGUUUCUGAUUUAUGAUAUUUCGAUAAGGUACACUUAUAUUGAACAAGUUACUGUACCAGUUUGGUUGCUUGUGCUUAUUUCUGCCGGUAUUCCCUCCGUACAGUUUAUAAUAUUUGCUAUUAUCACCAAACGUGCCUCGUUUAAGAGGAGGUUAUGGGAUAUUUUUGCAGGGAAUUUAUGUUUAUUAGGGGCCCAAGCUACACAAAUCUGGACUGUUGUUUUGUUGAAAAAUAUAACCGGUUUACCUCGACCCGAUGUUAUUGACAGAUGCGAGCCAAUGGUGCAGAAUAUUCCUUUAACUCAACUAUCAAAUGUUUCUAUUUGUACCCAACCGAAUUGGAAUAUAGUCAUGGAAGGAUUCAGAUCUUUUCCAAGUGGGCAUGCAUCAACCGUAUACUGUGGCAUGAUUAUUACUUCGUUGAAUUUCGCUGCUCACUUACAAGCUUUUGACCAAAGAAACAAUUCAUUCAAAGUGUUUUUAACUAUAGUGCCCUUAUUAGGCGCUGCAUUCGUAGCUAGUACUAGAGUGAGUGAUAAUCGACACUAUUUAAGGGACGUUAUAGCUGGGUCUAUAAUUGGUACGUUUGUUGGUUUAGCAUAUUACCAUCAAUACCAUCCUAGUGUAUUUAAUUUGAGGAAUAAAGGAAGGGCUUUCCCACCAAGGAGAUUUGGCAUUAAUAGAUUUCUAAGAAAUAUUGGAGGUUUUUGGUCAUUUGGAAGAGGUGAUCAAGAUAUUGAUAUGGAAGCAGUUGAAGCAAGAGCUAUGAAUAAUGACGAUGUAGAAAAACGAUUACCAUUGAAUGAGAAUGGAGAUUCUACACAAGUGAACAACUUGAGUGAUAAUAUUAAAUAUGUCAAUGCAAUGUUAUAG